CUUCUCAACGUUAAACAACGGCGCCCUAGGUCACGUGACAGCAUCUGCUGCUGCCUGCUGGCUGAGCGAAGCGUGUUAGCAGAUGCGGGUUAUAGUCUUACAUGGUAUAUAAAAAUUUUUCUAUUUUGUACAUACAUUGUUUUGUAUAUACUGUAUAUGAUGACUUCAGUGGUCAGCAAUCAAGUCCGGGGGACCCGGGACAAGCCGCUGCCCACCACCACCACACAAACAACACAGAAACAAAUACAGGUGGAGUAUUAUCAGUCCACGGCUUCUUCUUUUCACCAGGCCACAGCAGAACAGAUUCGUUUAGCCCAGGUGAUCUAUGACAAAAAUGAUUCCGACUUUGAGGACAAGGUCAAACAGUUAAUUGAGGUAACUGGGAAGACUCAAGAUGAGUGCAUGGUUGCCCUCCAUGACUGCAACGAAGAUGUAAACAGAGCCAUAAAUUUCCUGCUUGAAAGCACCUCUGACACUAACUCCUGGGAAACUGUCGGAAAGAAGCGUAGCCUUGGGAAAGAGGGAGGCCCCUCAGACAUAAAGGAGACCAGGGAGAAGAGAGGAGAGAGAGAGGUCAGCCGUGGACGUGGGGGGCCCACCAGGAAGGGUAGAGGAAUCAGUCGAGGGCGUGAAGGUCGGUCAGAGGAAAAUGGGUUUGAGGUGGCUCCUGGAGAGAGGGGGGCGGACCGUGGACGUAGGGGUCGCGGCAGAGGUGUGGGGGUUCGUGGCAGAGGUAGAGCAGCUGGUGGUAGCAGGUUCUCUUCACAGGGAAUGGGCACCUUCAAUCCUGCUGAUUACACUGCUAACUCUGGAGCCCGGCAGGAGAGUUGGGAAGGGGAUGGCAACGAAACUGCUGAGGGAACUGGAACAUGGGGAGGCAAUCUGGAAGACUGGAAUUCAGAAGAAUGGAAUGAGGAUUUGUCUGAGACCAAAGUAUUCACUGCCUCUUCUGCUCCAUCAAACCACAUAGCACCUGGACAUAAUGUGGACCUGGCUAGCCUACUGCCAAAGACUGGACGUUCUGUGGAUUCUGACCUGGGAGGGAUAGUCGAUGGUCCCUCUGCUGAGGAUUUAGGCCAAAGCCUAGUGUUCACAAAUUCCCACCACAAUGGACGCACUGCAACACACAGCUACGCACAUGCCACGGCCAACACCUACGCCCAUGCCGCCUCUGCUAGCACCACCUAUGCACAUGCUGCACUGUCCUCAGUCAUUGGUUCUGGUUCCUUGAAUGCACCAAAGCAGACACCAGCACCUGACAUUCGGACAUCAGAGCAACUCAACGGGCCGCGACUUGGUCAAAGAGCAAGUCAGAUGUUGGCAACCACCAGCAGCACUAGUGUUUCCAAAGAUGCAGGGUCAGCUCAAAUGCAAAGUCCAGCUCCUGCUCCCUCAGCCUCUGCUGACACCAAGCCACAGAGAGUUGAGAAUGGCCCAGUUACAACCCAACACGUGGAAAUCAAGCUUCAGCCAGAACCAUCGGCAGUGCUCAGCCAGCUGGCUCAGAGGCAGCAACAGUCCUCCAACCUCCCCUCCACAGAACCUCUGGGAUUAUCUCAGUCGCAUGCAGCUCAGGCCCCCACCCCACCAGGCCAUGAGUCCUUUGCUUCUGUUGGAGAUGGAGCUUCUCCUAUCAGCAAGUUGUCAGGCCUGGAGUCUCCAAUAGCUGAGCCUCCUCAGCGGCAGAUAAAGACACAGAGACGCAGAGCACCUCCUCCAUCAAAGAUUCCAUCAUCAGCUGUGGAAAUGCCAGGCUCAGCAGAUGUAUCAGGUCUCAAUGUUCAGUUUGGAGCUCUCGACUUUGGGUCUGAGGCAGGAAGUGGAACAGUUGACAUGUCUCAACCCGAGUCUACCAGGGAACAUGCACCUGCAAUUAUGUCUGUUCCUCCAGCUGUUCCCACACAACCAUCACAGAGCAGCAAAUACUCCAAGCCAGGAGCAGUGAGUGAACACAUGAGCAGCUUACCAUCAGGUGCUGCAGAUCCCAGUUUCCCUUCACCGUCUUUGGGCUUGCCCAGUGCUACUCCAUCCCCCUCCCUUGGUCUCCCCAGUGCAGCAGCACCAACCUCCACAAAUCUCCCAACAACAGCCAGUCGUGUGGAUAAUGGUGGCCCCAGAACUCUGCCUCAUCUUGGCUUCCCUCAGAGCAAAGAUGUUCCAUCAGCUGCUAACGCCUCUCUGACGAAUGGCUAUGGCAGCAUGAAGACACAGAGCACACAGGAAACUACAUCAUCAUCUAGAACAGUAAAAACUGAGUCUCCUGUAAUGACGAGUGAGAGUGGUUCAGGCCACCACGUCCCUUCUCCUGCAGUGACACCUUCCCACUCGACAUCCAUCACCUCACUCAGCAGUCAUGUGAGCAGCACUCAGCCAGCUGGAUCUGCUCUUGCCACAAGCUCCUCCCUCACAAUAACUGAGGAGAGCAGCACCAACCUCAAUGCCUUUUCAUCAUCAUCGUCAACCAGUCAGGUUGUCAAUCCCAGCGCCCCCCCAACUCUUAAUAGCUCAUCUACAAAUGGCCUGCACCAAUCCGGAGCACCUGGACUAAUUUCAAACGGCACAAACACCACCCCCUCUGUUGCAGGCACCCGCACGGCACCUCUGCUCACCGCCACCUCUGGUAAAGCUCCUCCUAACUUGGCGCAAGGAGUACCACCUCUCCUAGCCAACCAGUACAUUAUGGGUCCUGGUGGCUUGCUCCCUGCUUACCCGCAGAUUUAUGGAUAUGAAGAAUUGCAAAUGCUGCAAUCUCGGCUUCCUUUGGACUACUAUGGUGUAACAUUCCCUGGUGCUACAGCUCCUAUACCUGGAAGAGAUGGCCUGGCAAAUAACCCUUAUUCUGGUGAGGCUACAAAGUUUGGCAGGAAUGACUCUUCAUCCCCAGCUCCCUCAACCAGCCUGUCCUCAACCGGUGUGCAGUCACAGGCCCAACAGACACAGCAGGCAGGUACACAAGGGCAAGGCCAGGGUCAGAACCAGGGUCAACAGACACAGAACCAGGCCUUCCUCAACCCCCCUCUACCCCCCGGCUAUGGAUACACGGGUCUGCCAUACUAUGCUGGCAUGCCUGGGGUUCCCUCAGCCUUCCAGUAUGGUCCCACAGUCUUUGUGCCUCCAGCCUCAGCCAAGCAGCCUACAGUGGGCCUGGCCAACCCCUCCAAUCAGUACCACCAACAGCAUCAGCCCAGUUACGGACAGCACACAUAUGGAACAGCCUUUGAUGACCUGUCUCAAGCCCAUGGUGGGGACUACAAUAAAGCAGGGUAUGGAGGGUCAGCCCAAUCACAGGCCAAGUCAGCGGGCAGCGGCCCUGGAAAAGCCCCAGGAUUGUCAGGAACGGGAACCAGUGGUGGAGUACCUGAUAUGGGAGGUUCUAUCUACAGCAAAACUCAGUCUUUUGACAAACAGGGCUUCCACACAGGGACCCCACCUCCCUUCAGCCUUCCCUCAGCACUGGGAGGAACAGGACCCCUGAACCCUGGAGGUGCACCUGGCUAUGCGCCUGCUCCUUUCCUGCACAUCUUGCCUCCACACCAACAGCCGCACUCCCAGCUGCUGCACCAUCAUCUCACUCAGGAUGGACAGGGUGGGCCUGGUCAGCGCAGUCAGUCCAGCGGUAUGCAGCAGAAAACCCAAGGCAGCAAGUCCAGCUACGGCAGCUCACCAUACUGGGCAAAUUGAGGAAUGCUCCCCAGCCCCACCCCACCUCCCCCAAAAGGCUGUAUGCGUGUGUAGAGCUAAAACAAAAUCGCAAACAGACACUAUCUUGUCAAUGGGCAACCUCGCUCCCCCCACCUCCCAUGUCCUCAUAAGUCUUUUGGGUUCUCUCCCUCCCCCUCUUUUCAAAAUUGGUUGUACAUGUAAGAUAUUUAUGUAUGUAUUUAUAUAUAUAAAUAUAUAUAUAUACUGUAUAUGUAAUAGUAGAACAUGAAAUGUGGUUGCUGCAUUUUAUUUUUGAAGGACUUUUGUUUACUUUUUUCAAAACUGCAGGAAAAAAUGUUACGUUGAAACAGAAUGAGAUUACAAUGAUGAAAUGGAGUGAAGAGGAUAAAUCAUCAGACCCUUCUGGAAGAAACUAGAAAAAAGGAAAAGGAGAGCGCAGCAGCACUGAUUGCAUAUGAGGACACUUCAGAUGGGGGUGGGGUUUAUAAUGACUAACUGCAUCUGUCUCCUUUUUAUUUUCUUUUUAUACAUCGACUUCCUCAAUGGCCAAGCUCAUCCCCAUUAACCCUUUUUUUGCAGCUUCCCCUCUGGCCACUCUGUCUCUCUGGAAGCUGACUCCUCCCUGUGUCAAUACCUUCCCCUUUUAAAGAUAGACCUGCCCAUCUAAAUUUUAUAUUUUAAUUUAAUUUUAACCCUCAUUUCUCCCGAAAUAAAGUUCUGAGCAGUUGGAAUGGUGAUCUGUGUUUUGUUUGAAUAUCAAAUCUAUCAAUCAUUCUCAGGUUAUUUGUAGCCUAAGUCCUGAUAAAUGGUAAGUUAAAAAGUAUCUUCAUUUAUAAUUUUAGCAGUCUUUGAUACCAUAUCAAGCAAAAUAUGUUGGUGUUUAUCAUGGUUGGUCAGUGGCUUCAUGGCCAAAAACUUUUUUUUUAGAAUGAAAAGGACUUCCUUUGGUAAAUAUGUAUCC
Messenger RNA from Menidia menidia (Atlantic silverside), 4624 nucleotides. Lineage: Eukaryota; Metazoa; Chordata; Actinopteri; Atheriniformes; Atherinopsidae. The record is from the annotation of a GenBank genome assembly.